Molecule: messenger RNA, 948 nt
Organism: Amphimedon queenslandica
Lineage: Eukaryota; Metazoa; Porifera; Demospongiae; Haplosclerida; Niphatidae
Product: mitoguardin 2-like
Exons: 8
Coding region: 76-921 (281 amino acids)
Biological process (GO): mitochondrial fusion
Source: RefSeq, a predicted model, not a curated record
CAGCUUUUUCUCAACUUUUGAAACAAGAUUUAGUCCUUAUUGAUUAUCUAUUGAUUAUUGAUUAUAAUAUUAAUAAUGGCCACACCCAUUAUUGAUUAUCUAUUGGAUUUGGACGAUUCCUUCGUUUCUGCUACCCAACACUUGGAUACGGUGUCAUUUAAGCAUUCGUUCUACAUAUCAUCACUGGAAGUUGUUGAAAGAGGAGCAGUGCCAUGUAGAACAAUGAGAACUGAUGUUUUAUGCUGCACUAGUGAAAGAGAUUUCCUAGCUAAGCUACACUGUGUCCGUCAGGCCAUGAACCUGCUACUGCAGUCACCAGAGAACAGAGAAUACCUGAUUGAUGCCGGGAGAGAUAUGGUAGUAUCACUACUGAUAAAAUCAGCAUACGAUGCUGGCCCAUUUCUUGAAGCUUACGAUAAUAUCAUUAAGUUUUGUCAAGUGCCGGAGAAUUUGAAUAAGACGAACAUUGAACUGUCGGAGAGAGGAGUAGUAUGUAUGAAUAUAUAUGACAUUGCUUUGGACUUCUUGUUGUUGGAUGCUUUUGAUGACUUGGCUAGCCCUCCUUCAGCGAUGCUGUCAGUGAUACAGAAUGGAUGGAUAUCAGAUGGGAUCAAGCAAAGUAUGUUAAAUACAGCAGUUUGGUCUAUUCUUAAGACUAAGAAGAGUUUAUUAAAAAGUAAAAAUGGGUUCAUGUACCUAUUCUACAGUCUAAGUGAGACCAUUUCCCCCGUCUUUGCGUGGGGUUUCCUCGGCAGUAACAAUCAACUCAACGAGCACUGUCAGCAGUUUAAGGCUACGAUAAUGAAGCUCCUCAUUGCUGUGUUUUCACUGGAGACUGUUAGAUAUAGUUCAGCUCAGACUCUUGCUGAUGACAUCAUGCAUCACACGAGAAGAGCUGUCAAUUCUCUUUCUAAUAUCUAGCAUCUUGUGUAUUUUAUAAUAAUAUGU